Loxodonta africana (African savanna elephant) is the source of this 3580-nucleotide messenger RNA. RefSeq names its product oxysterol binding protein 2 (gene OSBP2). NCBI's taxonomy places the organism in Eukaryota, Metazoa, Chordata, Mammalia, Proboscidea, Elephantidae. Gene Ontology annotation, molecular function: cholesterol binding. Gene Ontology annotation, cellular component: perinuclear endoplasmic reticulum; plasma membrane; cytosol. The record is from RefSeq and is a predicted model, not a curated record. The transcript has 12 exons. The coding region runs from base 355 to 2046 and encodes 563 amino acids.
UUGGUUUCCUCAUGCAUCAGGCAGGGAUGAUCCCUCUCUUCCACUCGAGACUGGGGCCUGUGAGUGCAGGGUCUGUUGGUGUCACCGUCCCUCUAACAGACAGGGCACCGGAGGGCGGAGGGGCUGUGCAGGGACCGGGGUCUCCUGACUCCUGACGACAAGCCCCUGUCCACCGCACUGUUCCCUUUAGUGGGUCACACCACCCCAACUCCAGGCCUCCGUUUCCACAUCUUCGGAUCGGGGGCUGGGCUCCUUGCCCUGUGUACCCCGUGUGGUGCUGGGAGUCUGAGAUGAGGUGGUGGAGGGCAGGCACUGAAGGAGGUCUUCUUAGAGGGACAGCAGGCCUGCAGCAGGAUGAGAAGAGCCCCCUGGAGCCCCAGGCAGGGGCCUUGGCGCAGAGUGGCUUGCAGGGACUUCCUGGAACUAGCAGAGACACACAGCCGGAAAUGGCAGCGUGCCCUGCAGUAUGAGCACGAGCAGCGCAUCCACCUGGAGGAGACCAUCGAGCAGCUAGCCAAGCAGCACAACAGCCUCGAGCGGGCCUUCCGCAGUGCCCCGGGACGGCCUACCAACCCCUCCAAGAGCUUCAGUGAGGGAAGCCUCUUGACUCCCAGAGGAGAGGACAGUGAGGAAGAUGAAGAUACCGAGUACUUUGAUGCCAUGGAAGACUCCACAUCCUUCAUCACCGUGAUUACCCAGUCCAAGGAGGACAAAAAAGCUGAGGGUGGGACAGGGGCAGUCUCUGUGGACGACUGGACCGUGGCAGACAAUGUGCCGGAUGGCACGUCACCCGGGCCCAAGGGCCCACCCCGAGUCAGGAGGAGAUCGCGCAUCCCCGACAAGCCCAACUACAGCCUUAACCUCUGGAGCAUCAUGAAGAACUGCGUUGGCCGGGAGCUCUCUAAGAUCCCCAUGCCGGUUAACUUUAACGAGCCCCUAUCCAUGCUCCAGCGGCUGACGGAGGACCUGGAGUACCACCACCUGCUGGACAAGGCGGUCAACUGCACCAACCCAGUGGAGCAGAUGUGCCUGGUGGCCGCCUUCUCUGUGUCCUCCUACUCCACCACCGUGCACCGCAUCGCCAAGCCGUUCAAUCCCAUGUUGGGUGAGACCUUUGAGCUGGACCGCCUUGAUGACAUGGGACUGCGCUCCAUCUGUGAGCAGGUGAGCCACCACCCGCCCUCAGCUGCGCACUACGUCUUCUCCAAGCAUGGCUGGAGCCUCUGGCAGGAGAUCACCAUCUCCAGCAAGUUUCGGGGGAAAUACCUCUCCAUCAUGCCCUUAGGUGCCAUCCACUUAGAAUUCCAGGCCAGUGGGAAUCACUACGUGUGGAGGAAGAGCACCUCCACGGUGCACAACAUCAUCGUGGGCAAGCUCUGGAUUGACCAGACUGGGGACAUUGAGAUUGUGAACCAUAAGACCAAGGACCGGUGCCAGCUAAAGUUCCUGCCCUACAGCUACUUCUCCAAAGAGGCAGCCCGGAAGGUGACAGGAGUGGUGAGUGACAGCCAGGGCAAGGCCCACUACGUGCUGUCUGGCUCAUGGGACGAGCAAAUGGAGUGCGCCAAGGUCGUGCACAGCAGCCCCAGCAGCCCCAGCUCGGACGGGAAGCAAAAGACGGUAUACCAGACGCUGCCAGCCAAGCUGCUGUGGAAGAAAUACCCACUGCCGGAGAACGCGGAGAACAUGUACUACUUCUCCGAGCUGGCGCUGACGCUGAACGAGCACGAGGAGGGCGUGGCGCCCACCGACAGCCGCCUGCGGCCAGACCAGCGGCUCAUGGAGAAGGGGCGCUGGGACGAGGCCAACACCGAGAAGCAGCGGCUGGAGGAGAAGCAGCGCCUGACGCGGCGCCGGCGGCUGGAGGCCAGCGCUCGGGGCGGUGGCUUCGGCGCCGAGGAGGAGAAGGAGGCUGAUGUGUACACGCCACUGUGGUUCGAGAAGAGGCUGGACCCGUUGACCGGGGAGACGGCCUGUAUGUACAAGGGCGGCUACUGGGAGGCCAAAGAGAGGCAAGACUGGCACAUGUGCCCCAACAUCUUCUGAGCGCCACCUCUCUCGGAAAUACAGGCGCCUGCACAGCGCGGCCCACCUUUCUUUAAUGCUCUCAGUUUAGUCCGAAAGGUCCUCCUCUCCCCCUCCUCCCCCUUAAAAAAAAAAAAAAACUUUUCUGGGGCUACCACCUUUGAAGGAGGAAGUGCUGACCCAGGUUCUCUCCAGCCCCAGGUGCGCCGGGUCACCCCACGCCCCUCUCCUCAUGGACUGGGGGCCCCAUGAGGAUCCUAGCUCCCCAGUUACCACAACUCAGGCCGGGCGCGGGCGUGGACAGCCCCCGUCACCAGCCCAGCCCUGGGAGGACUACUCUGUUUCUCCUAGGGAGCCUCUCUCGACUUUUUUUUUAAAAAAGAUCUCCAUUUCUUUCCAGCCAUGACAUUUAGUACAUAUUUUUAGUACAGCACUUAGCAGAAACUUACCUAGUGUGCUUUCUUGCCACAGAAGUGUGCUGGCAAGAGCCCCUCUUUUUAAGAGAUCAGGAAGCCAGACCCCUCUGAGUUGGGAAAUUUUGUAGCUCAACACAGCAAGGCCCCGUUUGUAUCUGAGCUGCCCACCCCCCAGGAGCCCAGGGCCCCACAGAACUGAACAGAAAGGGGGGCCUGGCUUAGGAAAGCACAGGAGUCCCUGGAGCUACAGCCCCUACCCACUUACCUGGGGGACACCAAGGGGGCAGAGGGGUGGAUUUGAAGACACAGGCCUUGCCUGGCCCCGGCUGUGCUGGGGCUGCUCCCUGGCCCCAGAGGCCGGGAGGGCUGGUAGGCACGGCCUGCAGGUGCUUCCGACCCAGAACCAGGCCCCAAAUCAGCAAUAACGAACAAACUCUCAGCCCGGCCUGGGCUGGUGACCCGGGCACCAGAGACCCAGCUUCCCACCUCCACCUCAGGUGGCUCAGGGGCGUCCAUCUCAGUGCCCCUGGACCCUUUAUUUGCCUAAUUUAUAUAUAAGAUAUAUAAAUAUAUAUAAAAUAGCUAUUUUGCUUAACUUUCUAUGGUAUGUGAAAGUGAAAAAUGAUGAAGACAGGGAUUCUGUCUGAGUUUGGCCCUCCUACCAGCCCUGCUGUCUCCUCAUACCCUCUUCCCAAGGCUUGGACGACCACGGCCACUGUCCCACUCCCUCACCAUCCCCACUCCAAGGCUCUCUACUUCAGUUUUGGUCCUGAAAGUCCAUCACAGGGUUUUUCUUUCUACUCUAGGACUGGGUUGGCUUUUAUAAAAAAAAAAAUGAAAGUGAAAACACCAUGUGCAAUGCCUUAGGGGGCCCACUGGGAGCAAGGAGGCAUACAGCCCCCAGGCCUCCCCUAGGGCCAAGGGCCUGUCAGUACUGUUGAAUGUACCACUUCCAAACACUGUGGGCAAGCACCUUUUGACCGGUAACAAUAAACCUUGGGUUUGGAGUUUUCCAUUGCCUUGCCCUGUCUGUGGUGGAUGGAAUGGCACUGAUGAGUCAAACAGCAGCAGCCCACAAGGAAAUAGGACUUUGGCUGAUUGGGGGAGGGGGACGUAGAAGACCUGGUAGGGGCGAGGGU